AACAUGGACAUUUUAAGUAUUUGUAUAACAGUAUAACAACAGACGUUGCGGUCGCUAGCAUCACAAGAAGAAUAACAUUUGUUGUUGUUUUGGCGUCGAGCAGGAAGCACGUCGGUCGGAAGCGCGUGAAAUGAAAAACCAACAAAUCAAGUCGAUUGUUUGAACAACAAAAGCUUUGGCCCGCCGCAAAACGAAACACGAAAUGUUUAUAAUGCAUGUUUAUCGGAAGUCUAUAUGUUAAUCAAACAAUAAAUACAAGUGAAGGCGACGGGCGCGAAAAAUCGUUAAAUAUUUUGAUAGAAAAGUGCGAAAAUAAUAAAUGCAACACAUUUUAUAUAUACAAAAAAUUGAGUGCUUGUGAAAUUGGCAAAACACACCUCAAUUUCCCCCCGCGUGUGUGAUUUUAAUGAUAUCUGCGGAACGCGAAACACAAAAAUAGCAAAUAUUCAAUCAAAAAGAACAGCGCGCGUGUGUGUGUGUGUGGUUUUAAUUUGGCCAAGACAGGAAGAGAUCAUUUGCCAUUUGCCAAAAGAGAGCAGCAUCAUACGUCGUAUAGGUGUAUAUGUGAAUGUGUGUGUAUAUGUAUGCAUAUACAAGUAAAUGGGAAUGUAAAUAAAAAAGAAAAGUGCAAAGCGAAAGUUUUGAUUGUGUAAAGAAAAUCUUGAGUGCGUUUUGUUUUGUUGUUGUUUUGUUUUGUGUGCCAACUUGCCAACCCCUUUCGCUCCCUUCUUUCCAUUCUGCACCCAUGUACAGCAACAACAAAGACAGCGACAAGCGAAAGAAAGGCAAGCGGAAAAACGGAAAAGCAGAGAGCGACAGAGAAGAGAGAGAGAGAGAGAGCAGAGCAGAGCAAUUGUUUUCAAGUGAAUUGCAAUAAUUUUGUUUGGCUGGCCAGAUGUGUUUAAUAAAUGAUUGUUGUCUAUUAUUAUGGCCUUGUUGAAUAAACUGUUCUUUCCGUCGGUACCAGCAGCAGCAACCGCAGCGGCAGCAGUAGCAGCAACCGCAACACCCACGCAGGCAGCGCAGUUUACAGCGCCUCAAACAACAACAACACCGAUAACAACAACAGCGACAACACUAAAUUAUAGUCAAACAACAACAGUAGCGGAGGCGGCAUCACGUACACAACACGCCUCUGCCACUGCCUCUGGAAAUGCCGGCAAUAAUAGUUCGUCGUCCGCAAAAGCUACGCAAACGUCCAGAAAUUAUCUAAGCCAAUUCCCCUUCGAUGCCAGCCAGGUGCGCGUGUUGCUUUACAGAGAGGACGACAGUCACGGGCGACGUCUGCUCUUUGAUUCCCAUGCCUUGCAGAAGGUGACGCUUAAGGAAUCCAGUGGCGCCACAGGUGGUGGCAAGUUCCUCAAGAAUGAGAAAUACACAUCGCUGCAGAAUGGCAAAAUACAGGCCAAAGCACAUUCCAACAACAACAGCAGCAAUUUUAUUGAAGUCUGCCCCGAAUAUGGCUAUAAGCACAAUCGUCCUUCGGGCGCGGACAUUACGCCGAUUGGUGAGAUGGUCUUUGGCUCGUUGGCCAUGUCCUUUUGUGGCACGGCAUUGAAGGUGCAUUGGCUGCCACAACCGGCGCGGAUUCUCUGCUCCCAGGUGUAUCUAACACCCACGGGCAAUGGCACGGGAGGAGCAGGUGGAGGAGGAGGAGCAGGAACUGGUCAUUCACCUUAUUCCACGCUCUCGAUGAACAGCCUGACGCCGCGUAGUUCCAUCUGCAGUGAGCAUGGAUCCAUGGAUGGCCUCUCGAUGAACUCCUUCUCGAUGCCCUUCAGUGUCAGCGUGGGCAGACAGAUGAGCUUGACGCCGCCAUUGGAUGUGCCCGCGGCUCCAACGCCGGAUCAGCAAUCCCUUUCCAUUGCGGACAGCGGACCACGUUUCUCCUCUACGUACAGCAAUGCCACGGAUUCGGGCUACUCCGCGAGUGCCAGCGGGAGUGGGAGUGGCACUGGCGGCGCCUACUCCAGUGGUGAUCAGUGGUCAUAUCAGUAUUCCACCCGCAGCAGUCUCGGCAGCGUGCUCUCCGAUCAAUCGGAUCGCAUGCGUAAGCUCAGUCUGGACGAUUGGACAUUCUUCGCCAGCUCGCCGCAUCUGGAUGAGUUUGCCAGCGAUGGUUGCCUGCAGCGUCGAAUCUCGCGUAAUCUACGCACCUCCUUUGAGUAUGAGCAUUCCAAGAAUGACUUCAUUGGCUUCCUCAGCGAUAAUGUCCAGCUGAAUCCGGCCGGCAACUCAGCUCAAGUCUCCGGGGGCAGUGAAGGUGGCAACAUGGCGCCACCUCAAUACAGACGUGCCAGCUACUGUGCCAACGAGUCCAGAAGCAAUCCAGAGAUGGGACGUCGUCAGGCGAAUCUCCGGCGUCGUCCGAAACUCGGACUCGCCGUCUGCAUCACCAUGAGCGAAUCCUUCGAGGAGGAAAUGGAACUCUUCUGCAGCGAACACAUUGCCCUCCUCGAGUCCAUGCUGAGCAGACUGAGAGCGAGCACCGAACACGCCUACAUCAACCAUAAGAACUUUCUCCAGAUCAUGUUUCAGGCGUGGCAGGAUGCGCAGCAAUGGUUCAGCGAUCUGUUUACGGCGCCAAGGAUUAAGACUCCGGUCUGGCUGAGCAUCACGACCAGUGGCAGCAAGUACUCCAAGACUGUGGCCGAGAGAUUCAUCAAGGAGCUGUGCGAUCUACUCUCGUUUGCCGACACCAAAGACUCCAAUUUUUUUAUAAGCACCAUGCUGACGGGAAUACUCACCUAUCAUCUGGGCUGGGUGGCCACUGUGUCGGCUUUCAACAGCUCCAACUCUCGAGGAUGCAAUGGAUCCGCCUCCUCGGCGGCCAUUGAGCGACGUGCGAAGCUGUUGCAGGUGUCACAGAAGCAUCCAUACAAUGCACUCUGGGCACAGCUGGGUGAUCUGUAUGGGGCCAUUGGCAUGCCACCGAAAUUGGCCAGAACCAUCAUCUAUGGCGCUGAGAAGAUGUGGGUGGAGAAGCUGCUCAAUGUGCUCACAUAUUUCAUACGUUGCAGCGAGGUGAGAAGAGCCGCCAAACGGGAGGAUUUCAACAAGCAGCUGAUCAAUGAGUUGGUCGUCAGCCAGAGUCAAAGUCAGGAGCGGCACAAGAGUCCGCCCACAAUGCGGAGACGAACAGGAGCAGCAGCUGGCUUGGGAAUGGGAUCGGGAAUAGGUUUAACACGCACCACAACCUGCAAACAGAAUUUAAAUGCCAUUGUGGAUGAUGAUGAUGUGGAGGAAAAGAAACUCUAUAACGAGGAGGAAUUCCAACAGGAGCAGGAGGAUGACGAUGAUACUCAGUUUAUGGGUGUAACCUUAAAGAAGAAUGAGAUACCCACUGUGCUGGCCUUCAGGGAUUCGCACUUUGUGCAGCAGGAGCUGCGUAUUGGCAACUAUCUGAUGGACACGGGCAUCGAGAAGAAGUCGCUGCUGGCCAAGCAGGCUCAGCAAUAUCUACGCACUGGCAAGGACGGAAGGAUACGACUGACUGUGACCACGCCAGAGAAUGUGGAACUGCAUGUGGAGGAGGAAUCGAAUGGCAGUUCAUCCAUUGAUGAUGGCGCCAUUGAAGCGCUGGAAUUCGAUGAGGUCAAGGCGAAUUUGGAAGCGGGACAGCGGAGCAAGAAGAACUUCUUUUGGAACAUUGUGCCCACGCCGGGCGUCAAGGAGGGAUUGAGUCUCAGUGAUCUGGCCAAGUUGCAGCAGGGCGUCAAGAUCAUCAAUCGCAAGCUGGAGCGUCGUUGCAGCAGUUACUCCGUGGAGAGCAAUUCCCCGCCUCUAAUACAGGAACCAUUGAUGCAGGAGCAGCAAAGUCGUGUCUCCCACUUGUCACUCUCGGAUCUGAUUACACAGAAUAGCAUGGGCAAGAGUGGACGCAUGAACUGGGGCAUUGAGCCCAUCAAGGAGAACGUGAGUCUCGAGGAGCAGAUACACUUUGAUCAUUGCAAGAAAGUGAUUGAAAGGGAACACGGCAUAAUCAGACAGACCACAACGGAUAAUGGCAAUGGUGUGGUCUUUGUUUUGGGUGAUAAUGAGCCAUUGAUAAAUCUCAAGAAGAGCAACGAGCAGCUCAACGAGGAGGAGGGAGAGGAGGAGGCGGAGGCGGAGGCGGAGGGAGUGAAGCCCACUUUGCUGUGUGCACUGCAUCAACGUUCCCAUGAUGCCAGCAUCAUGGCCAACAAGAAGCAUUCGGGCAUGAAGUUCAAUUUCGAGCAAUAUCCACAGAUUGCCACCAAUUAUAUGAAGAGCAAGAAUCUCUUGAUGUCCAACUAUGAUCUGUUGAUGGACAAGGCCAGCAAACUGGAGGCCAAUGAGUCCAAUUCCAACUCCAACUCCAACUGUAAUCUCAAGUCUAGUGACAGCAGUGUCACCUUGCAACAACAGCAACAACAACAGGCUGAAUUGGCCGCCAGCAGCAGUUGCAACCUGCAAUCCUCAUCCUCAUCCUCUGCUGUUGUGGGCAGCGAUCGUUGUGUGGUUUGCUGUGGCAGCCACAUCAGCAGCAGUGGCAACACUUAUCAAACGCCCUCGAAUGCCACCGAAUUGGAAUUCGAGACGGAUGAGGUGCAUUGCUACAGUGAGCGAGAGAGAGAGAGAGAGAGAGAGAACUCCCAGUCCAAUUCGAGUGUGCUGCAGUCUGUCAACUCGGCUGCCUCCAUUGAUACACUCAAGUCCAUGCCGGAGGCGUUGACCACGCCCAGUUACACACGCCGACAGCAGCCCAAGCGUCUGCCCUCGCAGCGCAGCUCCGUCUCCUCGGUGGCCGCCAAAUGCGCCGCUGUCCAAGAGACCCAACAGCUGCUGAAGCUGCCCAUCCCUGGCAUCAAGGAACUGCCGCAGGAGGAUGAGCCACCGGGGGAUAAACUGCGUGCCGGUUUCAUUCCAUCGCUGCUGCUGAGCGUCAGCGAUCAUUACGUAUCCGACAUGGUGCUCCAGGGCACCUGUGCUCCUCCCAACAAGUGGGAAAUGAAUCUACGCGAGGAUCUGGCGCUGGCCGCACGUUCCGCCUCGCUCAUCUCACAGCCGGCGGAGAAUAUAGCCAUUGUGGCUGAUAUGGACAAAUGGGAUGUACGUUUAAUCUCAUCACAGCUGCAGCAGUUUCCGUAUGCCGGAGGACAAAGCUCACCGGUGGGCAUGUCUCAAUUGGUGUCGAGUAUGCUGGAAACGGUUCAAGCCAUGCACGUAGGCGGUAUACCCGCCUAUGAGUGUCUGUCUUUUUUGGAGUCAAAGCUGCAAGAGAUCUAUUUGCAAUCGGAAACAUUGGCUGCAUUUCUUUUGGAAACGGAUCCCUGUCGACUGAGCGACAUCACAACUCCAUUGCAGCUGUCGGAGAAUGAUGUGCCACUGUUGCUAUCCAUUGCCUACAUACACACGCCGAAGAUCAGUCGCAAAUGCGGCAUCAGCUUUAGAUGACAGACCAAAUCAUUGCCAAAAGCAUCAUCCUUAAUAUUUAUCAUUACAUUUAUCAUCGUCAAUGCAAAUUAAUUCAUCUCACGCCUCAUCCAAAGCAAAAAACGAAACAAGCAAAUACUCCAGCGAAUUUUCAUUUCACUGAUUUUGUGAUAUAUAUUUUUAUAUGAAUAUAGCGUGUAGUAAAAUCAGGUUACUCUAAGUUAGGGCAUACGGCAGCUUAACAACAAAAAUUUAUAAACAAACACUCAUACACUAAUUUCCAUCCAUCAACAAACACAAACACUUAAUAAUAUUAUUAUUAUGAUUACUAUAAAUUGUUAUAAUUUAGGGAACCCACUUAUCGCAGUCACAUGAAGAAGUAUUGUAAAUUAUUUGAUUUAGAUUUUAGUUGGCAUGAUUGUGGGACACGACUUAGCAGCACUCCAAGUUUCGCUAUCAAUCCGAUUGUACAUGCUCUCCCCUUUAGUGUUUGAUUUAGAUUUAAUAAUUUAUGACAGCAAUAAUCUAAUAAUCGAUUUAAUACUUAUAAAUAAGUUUAAUAUACUACACAAACACACACACCCACACACACACACAUCAUUUAGUAGAAGCUGAAGAGUGCAGCUAAUAAUAAUUGUUAACAUUCGAGAAUUAACUACAAUAAACACACAUAGUAGAUACAUACUUUAUAUGUAUUUAGCAAUAAGUGCAUAGGCAAUGGAUUUGUAUACGUAUUUUUGAAACAAAAGAUAAAAAAAAACCUAAACAAACAACAA
Messenger RNA from Drosophila innubila, 6173 nucleotides. RefSeq lists its product as uncharacterized. The record is from RefSeq and is a predicted model, not a curated record. The transcript is spliced from 7 exons. Lineage: Eukaryota; Metazoa; Arthropoda; Insecta; Diptera; Drosophilidae. Gene Ontology annotation, molecular function: ATPase inhibitor activity; protein-folding chaperone binding. Gene Ontology annotation, cellular component: cytoplasm. Bases 928 to 5418 code for a protein of 1496 amino acids.